Thermochaetoides thermophila DSM 1495 is the source of this 2277-nucleotide messenger RNA. RefSeq names its product transcription initiation factor IIF subunit alpha-like protein. Gene Ontology annotation, cellular component: transcription factor TFIIF complex; nucleus. Lineage: Eukaryota; Fungi; Ascomycota; Sordariomycetes; Sordariales; Chaetomiaceae. Gene Ontology annotation, molecular function: TFIIF-class transcription factor complex binding; RNA polymerase II general transcription initiation factor activity; DNA binding. Gene Ontology annotation, biological process: transcription initiation at RNA polymerase II promoter; positive regulation of transcription elongation by RNA polymerase II. The record is from RefSeq and is a predicted model, not a curated record. The coding region runs from base 1 to 2277 and encodes 758 amino acids. The transcript has 3 exons.
AUGAGCGCUCCGCCGCCGCAAGGGCCGCCGCCGGCGGCUCGCCCGCCUGGCCCUCCCCGUCCGCCUGGCAGUGGCCCUCCUCCCAGCAUGCAGUUUCACCGCAAGGGCGUCUUCAAUCCUCUUGUUGCCAGGAAGAAGCCGCGCCCGAAGCCAGCCUGCGCUCUCCCGCCGAAGGACCACAAGGCUUUGAUGGAGCUCAACGCCAGCCAGGCCGCCCAUAAGUUUGACGAGCUGCUUGGCCCCGAGAAUGAAGCUGCUCUGAAGCGCUUGCAGGAAGAACGCGCCCGCAAUGGUGGUUGGAGCGAGACUCCCGAUAACUGUCAGGAAUUCCCGCUUGUCAUGACCAAGCGCUCGAUGCUCGAGGGUCUGCGCUACCACAUCAUGCGCCUCAACAAGAAGACCGACGAGGACAUCGAUGUCACCAACCAAGAACAGUUCCCGCGCCCCGUUACCCUUCUGCGUCGUGACCCCCGUUUGCCUCCGGCCCACAAGAUGAACCAAACUAAAGCAGAGGAGCAGACCCCGCGUGAUCCUGCCGAAGCCGCCGAGCUGGAGCGCAUUCGCCAACUCAAGGCUGAGCGAGAGGCUCAGCGUGCCGCAGACUUGGCCCAGAUCGCGCCCGUUCUGCGUAACAACGAACCGAAGCAGAAACAAAAUAACAACAAAAAAGAGAAGCCAACUGCAUUUUACGGCCGCGACACAGAGGCCCAGAAGAAGGAGAGCCGGAUCCACUAUGAGGAGACCUGGCCCUGGCAUUUGGAGGACGCUGAAGGCAAGGCUGGUGUCUGGGUUGGCUCGUACGUGUCUAAUCUAUCAGACCUCCAUGUUGCGCUUGUCAUCGACGGAAAUCGCUUCCGUAUGAUCCCCCUGGAGCGCUAUUACCGAUUCGAUGAGAAGCCCAAGUUCGAGACUCUCUCACUGGAUGAUGCCGAGAAGAUGAUGUAUGAGGUGAAGGAAAUCAAGCGGUGGGUCAUGAAACAAAAGGAGCAGGAGGCAUUGGAACGUGAGAAGAACGAGACACGCCAGUUCUUGCGCGGUCCCGUCCGCGUUAAGACCGAGAGCGCUACAUCCCGCGCGGCCCGUCGCGACGAGCGCGCCGACGACUAUGAGCUGGACAUGUCCGGCGAUGAGUUCCAGGAUGAUGAUGAAAACCCCGGCUUUGAUGCCGACGAUGAGGAGACUAAGGAGACGAAGAAUCGUCUGCGCCGUGAGCACAUCCAGGCCAACACUUUCGGUGAGGGUGACGACCAGAAGGUCGAACAAGAGGAGCGCGAGGAGCAGCUGGAGCGCCUGCGCCGCAAGAUGCUCGGCAAGCAGACCCUUAAGACAUUGAAGAAGUUUGAGCAUGCUAUGGACUUUGAGGACAUGGAAUCUGACGAUGAAAACAACCCGUUUACGGAUCACGAGGACUCGUCAGAUGAAGAAUCCGAAGACAAGGAGGAUGAAGACAGCAAGAAGGAGCCCUCGGGCGCCAAUACCAAGGGCAACGUGACGCCGUCGAGCAAGCAACGCGUUGACACGAAGAAGGCUCCCAAUGCCGCCAGCAACAACAACAACAACAACAACAACAACAACAACAACAACAACAACAACAACAACAACAACAACAGCAACAAUAACAACAAUAACAACAAUAACAACAGCAGCAGCAGCAGCAAUAAUAAUAAUAAUAAGCUCAAGCGGCCCGGCUCCGCGCAUCUUUCUGAGUCGAGCGACAACGAGAAUGCCCGCAAGAAGAUCAAGACUGGCACCAAGACCGCGCCGGCUACUACACUGCCCAGCCGUGGCGCUACGCCUAUUCCUGGUCGGCCUAAGAACCCACAGGCAUCGGCUAUGAGCGACGGAGAGGCUACCGCCGGCGAGAUCUCUGAUGCGGGCUCUAAGCUCAAGCCCAAGCUCAAGGUCAAGCCCGGCGUGCGCCCUGGCGGUACCCCGGCCGGUUCGCGGUCGGGUAGUCCUGCCCCCUCUGGCGCUCCCAAGCCCAGCACGGGCACCACGCCCACUCCGCAACAGCCUGCCCAGGCGCAGGCUUCCUCUCAGUCUCAACAACCCCAGGCAGCUGCGGCCGCAGUGCCGCCGGCACCCGACCGCAUCCAGCCUGCUGACAUCGCUGCCGCGCUCGCGCCGUAUGCGAAGGAAGGUAUUUCGCUCGGCAACCUGCUGCGCAAGUUUAAGGAUCGCAUCGAUAAGCCUGGCCACAUCUCGCGGUCGGAAUGGAUCCAGAUGGUCAAGCAGACGGCCGUGUAUGGGCCGGAUAAGCUCCUUCGGCCUAAGUGA